AAUGUCACUAUGGGUAGAUAAAUAUAGACCUCGAAGCUUAGGAAAAUUAGAUUACCAUGAGGAACAAGCAAAUAUGCUGAAGAAGCUGGUGCAAUCAGGAGACUUUCCCCAUAUGCUGGUUUAUGGGCCCAAUGGAGCAGGCAAGAGGACAAGAAUUAUGGCGGUAUUACGAGAGCUCUAUGGACAUGGUGUCGAAAAAUUGCGUCACGAGCACCAAACUUUUACUACACCAUCAAAGAAAAAAUUGGAAAUUUCCACAAUCGCAAGCAAUUAUCACAUCGAAGUAAAUCCCAGUGAUGCGGGAAUAUACGAUAGAGUUGUUAUCCAAGAUCUUAUUAAAACCGUUGCCCAAACUAACCAACUGGAAUCCUCAUCUCAACGGGAGUUUAAAAUUGUUCUAAUAAUGGAGGCUGAUCGCUUAACCAAGGAUGCUCAGCAUGCUUUAAGAAGAACUAUGGAAAAGUAUAUGUCCACAUGUAGAAUAAUUUUAUGUGCAAAUACGACAAGUAAAGUAAUUGGAGCAAUACGCAGUCGUUGUUUAGCGGUUAGGGUUUCAUCCCCCACAAUUGAGCAGAUCAUGAUUAUUCUCACGUUCGUUUGCAAGAAGGAAGGCUUAAGUCUACCAAAUGAAUUAGCAAAGAGAAUAGCAGAGUAUAGUCAAGGAAAUUUAAGAAAAGCUUUACUAGCAUGUGAGGCUUGUAGAGUUCAACAAUAUCCCUUUUCCGACGAUCAAGAAAUACCAAAAGCUGACUGGGAAGUAUAUUUAAAGGAAACAAGUAGUUUGAUUGUUGAAGAACAGAGUCCGAACAGACUUCUGCAAAUUCGAGAAAGAUUAUACGAACUGUUGGUGCAUUGUAUUCCCCCAGAAAUGAUUAUGAAAAAAUUAUUACAAGAAUUAAUGAUGAACUGUGAUGGAACGUUAAAAACGGGGGUUAUACAAGCUGCUGCAAGAUUUGAACAUCGUAUGCAAAAGGGACAGAAACCAAUUUACCACUUGGAAGCUUUUGUCGCCUAUUUUAUGGCAAUGUAUAAGAAAUUUUUAGAAGAUGGUAUGACGGCCGAUUGGUAA
Dimorphilus gyrociliatus is the source of this 1069-nucleotide messenger RNA. The record is from the annotation of a GenBank genome assembly. NCBI's taxonomy places the organism in Eukaryota, Metazoa, Annelida, Polychaeta, Dinophilidae.